Pangasianodon hypophthalmus (striped catfish) is the source of this 2465-nucleotide messenger RNA. RefSeq names its product cyclin J (gene ccnj). Gene Ontology annotation, molecular function: cyclin-dependent protein serine/threonine kinase regulator activity. Lineage: Eukaryota; Metazoa; Chordata; Actinopteri; Siluriformes; Pangasiidae. The record is from RefSeq and is a predicted model, not a curated record. The transcript has 6 exons. Gene Ontology annotation, biological process: regulation of cyclin-dependent protein serine/threonine kinase activity; mitotic cell cycle phase transition. The coding region runs from base 648 to 1787 and encodes 379 amino acids. Gene Ontology annotation, cellular component: nucleus; cyclin-dependent protein kinase holoenzyme complex; cytoplasm.
AGGAUUCAUUGACGUCAGAGGAAACCAAAAAAAUAACCAAAGGGGAAAAACAUGAUGCAAGAUUGUUUCGUGAGGGGUUCAUGUCGCCUUCCCUGCCCUAGUACACCAGAUUCUAUCCCCUUCCUACCACAGCUCAGGUUUCAGGUUAGCAUGUGGUCGUAGAGCUUGUGAACAUGUUCACAUGGAAGAGUUCAGCAGAGUAAUCAAGGGCCUCUACUAGAGCUCCAGCACACUGUCGACAUGUUUUUUUUUUUUUUCAUUUCCUAUACAGUAAAUAUGAGUUGGUAAUAAACCUAAGCGAAAUAUGCAGGAUAUUAACUUUUGUAUAAGGUAUUAUUACAUACAGCACGCAGGCUUUGCUAACAUUUCAUCAAGCCUCGACUGGAUUACAAGUCUGGCUCCUCGGUUGCUGACUCCGUGACGUCAGUGCAAGCCUGCUCCUGAUUGGUUGAGCACUGAAGUUUGGCGAUUGUAAGGAGGAAUCCAAUUGGCCGAAGUUGGCAAAGGUUUCUGUGUGGCAUGUUGCUGUUGCUUAUAACUUAGAUGUUUCAUCGUAAACAUAAACAUAAACACCGCUUUCGGCGUUGAAUUAUUUUUUUCCUCCAUUUCGAUAUGCGGGAUAGUUUGCUAUUUGGUAGUGUGUAUCCAUGUUUCAUUGUGUAGGGCAUCCUGACACUUUUCACCCAAUGGAGCUGGAGGGCCAGUGGUGGAAAGGCCAACUGGCUGGAGAUAUUUACCAUGCUCUGCGCUACAAGGAGCUGAGGUUGCCUGUUUACAAAGGUCAGUCCCCACAACUGAACCUUAGGCGCUACUUUGCAGACCUCAUAGCCAUAGUGAGCAACCGGUUCAGGCUGUGUCCUGCAGCUAGACACCUGGCUGUGUAUCUGCUGGACCUCUUCAUGGACCGCUAUGACAUCUCUGUGCAGCAGCUCCACAUGGUGGCUCUUUCGUGCCUACUUUUGGCUAGUAAAUUUGAAGAGAGAGAGGACAGAGUACCUAAGCUGGAAACCCUCAACAGCCUCACUUGUAUGAGCUCCAUGAACCUGGUGUUGACCAAACAGGGCCUAUUGCACAUGGAGCUGCUGCUCCUUGAGACCUUCCACUGGAACCUCUACUUACCCACAGCUGCCCACUUUAUCGAGUAUUACCUGUCAAUUGCUGUCAGUGAAACAGAUCUACAUGAUGGCUGGCCAAUGGCUUGCUUAGAGAAGACAAUGUUGUAUAUGAACAAGUAUGCAGAUUACUUUCUGGAAGUCUCUUUGCAAGACCAUGCAUUUCUGCGAUUUGCGCCGUCAUUAGUAGCUGCUGCCUGUGUGGCUUCAUCUCGAGUAAUCCUGCAUUUGGCUCCGACCUGGCCGCCUCGUCUACAGCGCCUGUCCGCCUACGCCUGGGAGCAGUUACUGCCCUGCGUGGAGAGACUGCUUCUUGCUCAUGAUAGUGAUGUAAAGGAAGCCAACAAGCAGAAGUGCCAGCUACAGCAGCCUGGUGCACAGCCAGGGCAGGCUGUGUUCCCAGCACAAAGCCAGAGUGCCACAGUAGCCCAGUACGUCCACAGACCGGCCUUGCAAUAUGGCCAGCAGAGCUGCCCACCUGUGCUGGUCUCGGCCCACGCCUCAAGUGCCUACCUGUGCCAUAGUAGUUCACUGCAGGUGUCUAGUGGCCCGUCACAUGGGCAAGCACAGCCACAGACUAUCUCUGUACCUCUGGAUGCUAAGAUGAAGAUGCCGAACAGGUCGUACCAGGUGAACUCCAUUUACUCAUGCACAGCACCGUGCUUCAACAGGUGAUGGCAGCUGGACACCGGCUACAAACUGAGCGGUUAAUUAUAUAAAAGACAUUUACUUGAGUAUAAAGCAAUCUAUGAAAAUGAUGGUAAUGCCAACCUUCGCAUCUCAAGCUGGAUAAUUCAAGCUCCUGAAUCCUGUUUUAAUAAUUAAAAAAAAAAAAAAACACUGAAGUAAUGGACAUUGUGUUAAAUACUGUAAUAACUGAACAACGAAGUGCAAAGUGAGCAAGAUGUGCAAUCCUGUGAGACUUAUUUCAUUCAAAUUCCUUCCAUGUGAAGUGUUUGUUUUCAUUUGUUUGUGGUUUUUUUUUUUUUUUUUUUUUUUUUUUUUGCACUGAGAACAGUAUUUUUUAUAUUCUUGCUGCUUGAGAAGAUGGUGUGAUUUUUAUCAGCACCAGCAAGCUUAUGCCAGUGAUAACCAGGUUACCUCAGAAACGUUGAAUGUAGGCUGUUACCCUGUGAUGUUACAAAUGCACUUUGGUACCAAACAUUUUUAAAAUAAAUAAAAAAAAAUAUGUUGUACUAUUGUUGUACAACAUAUUUUCUGUUGCAUACUGCUUUAUUGAUCUGAUCCUGUUUUUGAGCACCACAAUAACAUACAAUAUUCUAAUUAUGGUGUACAAUUUUAUUACAAGUAUUCCAAAGACAUGGCAUUAAUGCCUUACAGCUGCAUGGUGCU